GGCGCCAUAUUUAAUACAUCACACAUCAGCCUGCCUGGACCUCUGGAAAGCUAGCAAGCGUUAGCUGUUUACGAGCCAAAACUUUCAACUUUAGGCGUUAACCUAAAACAAGCCUCGAGUGUCGUGGAAAAUGAAUGUGAUAGACCAUGUACGAGAUAUGGCUGCCGCUGGACUUCACUCCAAUGUCCGGAUAAUGAGCAGUUUGUUACUGACGAUGAGCAACAACAACCCAGAGCUGUUCUCGCCAUCCCAGAAGUACCAGCUGUUGGUUUACCAUGCCGAUGCCAUCUUCCAUGAUAAGGAGUACCGCAACGCUGCCUGCAAAUACAGCAUGGCGCUGCAGCAGAAGAAGGUCCUCAGCAAAACAUCUAAAGUUCGGACUUCUACUGGUGGAGGUGCAUCUAACAUCCAGUCACAGAGCUUGCCGUCAGAGAUUGAGGUGAAAUACAAGAUCGCUGAGUGCUACACCAUCCUGAAACUGGAUAAAGACGCUAUAGCAGUGCUUGAUGGGAUUCCCUCUAGACAGAGAACUCCAAAGAUCAACAUGAUGCUAGCCAAUCUUUACAGGAAGGCUGGUCAGGAACGCUCUGCCGUGACGAGCUACAAAGAGGUCCUGAGGCAGUGUCCCCUCGCCCUCGAUGCCAUCAUUGGCCUCCUGUCUCUGUCUGUGAAGGGAGCAGAGGUGGCCUCUAUGACUAUGGAUGUGAUCCAGAGCAUCCCCAACCUGGACUGGCUCUCCAUUUGGAUCAAAGCCUAUGCCUUCAUACAUGCAGGGGACAACCACAGAGCUAUCAACACCAUUUGCUCUCUGGAGAAGAAGUCUCUGUUGCGGGACAAUGUGGACCUGCUGGUGAGCCUGGCUGAUGUCUACUUCAGGGCAGGCGACACCAAGAACUCCAUCCUCAAGUUUGAACAAGCCCAGAUGCUGGACCCAUACCUCAUUAAAGGCAUGGAUGUGUAUGGCUACCUGAUGGCCCGUGAGGGACACCUAGAGGACGUUGAGGUGUUGGGAGGAAGACUGUUCAACAUCUCAGACCAGCAUGCUGAGCCCUGGGUCAUCUCUGGCUGUCAUAGCUUUUAUAGCAAGCGUUACUCGCGGGCUCUCUACCUGGGAGCCAAGGCCAUCCAACUGAACAGCAACAGUGUGCAGGCACUCCUCCUGAAGGGGGCAGCACUGAGAAACAUGGGCCGCGUUCAGGAGGCCAUCAUCCAUUUCAGAGAGGCCAUGCGCCUGGCACCCUGCCGACUGGACUGCUACGAAGGUCUAAUUGACUGUUACCUGGCAUCCAAUGGGAUUCGAGAGGCCAUGGGGAUGGCCAACAACAUCUAUAAGACGCUGGGGGCCAACGCGCAGACGCUGACCAUCCUUGCCACAGUUUGCCUGGAGGACCCUGUGACCCAGGAGAAAGCCAAAACUCUGCUGGACAAAGCACUUGCCCAGAGGCCUGACUACACCAAGGCUGUGGUCAAAAAAGCAGAGCUGCUGAGCCGGGAACAGAAGUAUGAGGAGGGAAUCGCUCUCCUCCGCAAUGCCCUGGCCAAUCAGAGCGACUGUGUCCUGCACAGAAUGCUGGGAGAUUUCCUGGUGGCAGUCAGCGAUUACCAAGAAGCCAUGGACCAGUACAGCAUAGCGCUCAGCCUGGAUCCCAAUGACCAGAAGUCCUUAGAGGGAAUGCAGAAAAUGGAAAAGGAGGAGAGUCCCACGGACGCCACGGUGGAGCUGGAUGGAGACGACAUGGAGGGCAGCGGGGAGGAUGGAGACCUGGAGGGCAGCGACAGCGAGGCAGCGCAGUGGGCGGAUCAGGAGCAGUGGUUCGGCAUGCAGUGACCCGGGGCCAUCGAAGGAGGCACUGGCGUUACCGUGCACUAAGGCGCUGCCGCCUGUGGGAAGCCUUCCUCCACCAGGGUUGUAAAAGGAUGUGGACACCAACAUAACAUCUGGAUGGCCAUGUCUGCAGCCCUGGAUGAACUGACGCACAGGUCUGCAGUGGGCUCACAGCAGGACUUUAAUGAAAAUGCAGCUUAAAGCAUAACUCUGGCUGUUUUAACUAGGCCCUAUUUUCCAUCUUUUUCACCACACUGAUUCUGACCAAAGUCUUGUCUUGCUUCACCGUACAGCUACCAGUUUCUUGUUUGCCUGGGUGCACAGCUCUGUGCUGAUGGGCACCUGAAAAAUCAGCCCUAGAAUGAGCCAAACCAUGUCUUUUUCAGCACACUGCUUGCAAGUUAAAACAUUAAAAUUUGCCUUGGCUUGGCCAUUUCUUCACUACUUUCCUUUGUGCUUUUGCCGGCUGGCCGCGGCUGCCUGUUUACAUGCACCGUUGUUCACAUUAACGCAAAAUAGUGAACGUUUUUAGGUCAUUGUUGACCGGAAAAUGAAAUCCAACCUAUACGUGUCUCAUUAUGGAGUGUCAAUGUGUCGAUGCUUUAGAUCUGUAUUGGUGUGCUGCUCCCAGGCAACAGAGGUGCAGUUAGCUCACUGGAGAAGCAGUCGUCAUGAUUUUAGUCCAAUCAGUCAGAACAGUAGUGUCCAGAAAAUGGCUGCUGUUAUGCUUUAAAAUAUGUGGUGCUUUCCUGGAGGCCUACCCUUUGCCACAGAGGAAGCAAGGCAUGGGAACCAUGUGAACACGUUGGAAUGAAGCCUGUGAAUUUGCCAUGACUUUUUUUGUUGUUUUCUUUUUUCUUCGUUUGAUAGGCUGUUUGGAGAUCUGUGAAAGAAGUGACCAUGUACCAAUAUUUCUGCUGCUCUUUUAUUUUGAAUGUUCUUUUAAUUCUGAUGCCUCAGAUUUUCUUUUCUAUCACAAGCUUCUCAUUGUUGUUGUAACAUGUUUUCAGUUGAAUCUGCCUUUUUUCUUUGUAAAUCAAAGAAUCACUCCAUGCAAGACACAUUCUUGAGUUGUGAAAUGUUACUUAACCAUUUAAAGGCAAAUAUUUAUAGUGUUUUGUACAUAUUUUUAAAAUGUAUAAUAAAAAUCAUGAAAUACUAUUAGG
Messenger RNA from Myripristis murdjan (pinecone soldierfish), 2991 nucleotides. It is a transcript of the gene anapc7, whose product is annotated as anaphase promoting complex subunit 7. NCBI's taxonomy places the organism in Eukaryota, Metazoa, Chordata, Actinopteri, Holocentriformes, Holocentridae. The record is from RefSeq and is a predicted model, not a curated record. The transcript is spliced from 11 exons. Gene Ontology annotation, biological process: positive regulation of mitotic metaphase/anaphase transition; cell division; protein ubiquitination. Gene Ontology annotation, cellular component: anaphase-promoting complex. Gene Ontology annotation, molecular function: protein binding. Bases 131 to 1828 code for a protein of 565 amino acids.